Messenger RNA from Python bivittatus (Burmese python), 8801 nucleotides. NCBI's taxonomy places the organism in Eukaryota, Metazoa, Chordata, Lepidosauria, Squamata, Pythonidae. The record is from RefSeq and is a predicted model, not a curated record.
UUUUCAGUUGUGCGACGCUGUGUCAAACUUUGCACUGGACAUGAAUACGCAGCAAAGAUUAUCAACACCAAGAAGCUCUCAGCAAGAGAUCACCAGAAGCUGGAGCGAGAAGCUCGCAUCUGCCGUCUCCUGAAGCAUUCCAACAUUGUUCGCCUCCAUGAUAGCAUAUCCGAGGAAGGAUUCCACUACCUCGUCUUUGAUCUGGUCACAGGCGGUGAGCUCUUUGAAGACAUUGUUGCCAGAGAAUACUACAGUGAAGCUGAUGCAAGUCAUUGCAUCCAGCAGAUCCUGGAGGCUGUUCUCCAUUGCCACCAAAUGGGGGUCGUCCACAGAGACCUCAAGCCGGAGAACCUGCUUUUGGCCAGCAAAUGCAAAGGAGCAGCGGUGAAAUUGGCAGAUUUUGGCUUGGCAAUUGAGGUGCAAGGAGACCAGCAGGCCUGGUUUGGCUUUGCAGGUACUCCUGGCUAUCUUUCUCCAGAAGUUCUACGCAAAGAAGCUUACGGGAAACCUGUGGAUAUCUGGGCAUGUGGUGUUAUUCUUUACAUCUUACUGGUGGGUUAUCCUCCUUUUUGGGAUGAGGAUCAGCACAAGCUGUACCAACAGAUUAAGGCUGGUGCCUACGAUUUUCCUUCCCCUGAAUGGGACACAGUCACUCCUGAAGCAAAAAACCUCAUAAACCAGAUGCUAACCAUCAAUCCUGCAAAGAGAAUCACAGCACAUGAAGCUCUGAAACAUCCAUGGGUCUGUCAACGUUCGACAGUGGCCUCAAUGAUGCACAGGCAGGAGACUGUAGAGUGUCUGAAAAAGUUCAAUGCAAGAAGGAAGCUCAAGGGUGCCAUUCUUACCACUAUGUUGGCAACAAGAAACUUUUCAGUGGGCAGACAGACCACCGCUCCUGCCACAAUGUCUGCAGCAGCAGCCUCCGGUGCCACCAUGGGGUUGGUGGAGCAAGCAGCUAAGAGUUUACUGAACAAGAAAGCGGACGGCGUGAAGCCUCAGACAAACAGCACCAAAGGCAGUGCCGGAGUUACCAGCCCGAAAGGAACCCUUCCUCCAGCCGCACUGGAACCUCAAACCACCGUUAUCCAUAACCCAGUGGACAGCAUUAAGGAAUCAUCCGACAGCACAAACACCACCAUAGAGGAUGAGGACACGAAAGUUAAAAGCACUGAUAAUGAGCUUGUAAAAAGUCAAGUGAAUUCAGGAUCUGUCCCUGAACUUCUUCCCAGUCUGCAGACGUCUGUGAUGUCAUCUGCUGCUGCUGCCAUCACUGCUGCUUCUUCCAAGCUCUCUGAUGUAUUAGGCCUGGUGAAAAAGGGAUCAGGUCCCCCAGUUGCUGAAGACCCAACAACUUCUUCACCCUGCAUAUCUCCAGCUAUUACAAGCCCUCUCCCUCCCCAGUCUGCUAAACUGUCUGAUGUAUUAGGCCUGGGGAAAAGGGGUUCUGGACCCCCUGAUGCUGAAGAACCAAAGCCUUCCAUUACCUUGCCUACCCCAUCCACGGGGGUUGCUAAUCCUCUUCCUUUCCAGUCUGCCAAACUCUGUGAUGUAUUAGGCAUGGUGAAAAGGGGCUCUGCGCCUCCAGAAAGUGAAGAGCCAAAGACCUCCACCCCCUUUUCUGGGCCACCUUCUAUUGUCACCAAUCCUCUUUCUCCCUCAUCCUCCAAGUUGUCUGAUGUCCUAAGCAUGGUGAAAAGGGGCUCUGGAGCCCCAGAAGCUGAAGGGCCACAGCCUGCUGUCACCCAGAUUUUCCCAUUUCCACCCAUUGUUAACCCUCUUCCUUCAGAUCCCCGCAAACAGGAAAUAAUCAAGAUAACGGAGCAGCUGAUAGAGUCUGUGAACAAUGGCGAUUUUGAGGCCUAUGCGAAAAUAUGUGAUCCAGGCCUAACUUCAUUUGAACCUGAAGCACUGGGCAAUCUUGUUGAAGGGAUGGACUUCCACAGAUUUUACUUUGAAAACUUGUUAUCUAAGAACAACAAGCCCAUUCACACAACCAUCCUGAACCCUCAUGUGCACGUCAUUGGGGAAGAUGCUGCCUGCAUUGCCUACAUCCGCCUGACACAGUACAUUGAUGGGCAGGGCCGUCCUCGCACUUGCCAGUCCGAAGAGACCCGCGUCUGGCACCGCCGGGAUGGCAAGUGGCAGAAUGUUCACUUCCACUGCUCGGGAGCUCCGGUGGCCCCUCUCCAGUGAAGAACUCACGCUGGCUGUUCUGAUUUCAUCUGGAAGGAGAUGGUGAUUUCAGCUGAGCCACUAGCCGGGAGCAGCAAUGACAAGCACGCGCCCGCAUGCUCGUGUCCCCCGUUCCCCGUCCUUCCCCUCUUUCAUUUCCAGUGCCUGUGUUUGCAAAGAGAGAGAGAGACAGAGAGACAGAGAAACAUAUAAGAAAAAAAAAAUCCAAGUAGACUUGAUUAUUUAAAAACAAAAAAGCAAACCCAGCCAAACCCAUUCAGCUGUCAGACUUGCAGCCUCACCAUAAUGCACUCACCAUCCCUACCAACUCCAUUUUUUUUUUUUUUGGUGUGCAGCUGUUCAAGUGACCAGGUGUUGCAGUGAAAAAUGUCUCAACUUCAAAAAACAAAGGCCCCACCUCCUCCCUGUAUCAAUCCCGGUGUUGAACAGUGUUUGUUUAGUGAAUACACACAUACACACACACUAAAUUUACCAGACCUUGGUUCAGCGGGCUUCAGAUGCAGUGGACAAAAUCUGUCCAUGCACUUUUUGCAUCUGCUCCUUUACCAUUUGACCCACGUGUAAAAUACACAUUUGCCAUUUUACACAUGUAUUAAAAAUACUGCAUUUUACAAUUUUUUAGAUAUCAUGAACAUCCCUUCCCCCAUUAGUCUGUUAAAUCAAGAAUUUAUUGUAUAUAUGUGUGUCUGUGUGUGCGCGUGCACACACACAUACACAAAACCAGAUACAGAGCCCCUUUUUAUAGUAUUUGCAUUCUCUGCCAAAAGUAUGGGCCUUUUUCUUCAGUGAUUGUGUUCGCGCUUGGAAGUCUGUGAUCAGUGCUACCAUUUCAUUUUGAAAAAGACACUCCCAGACUGAUUCAUUUUCUUUCUCCUGUAACUAUGGUUGUGGAUUAUGACGAUGGUAAUUAUCCAGCCUCUUCAUUUAAUUUGUUUUUUCCUCUGAAUAGAGGGGGAUCCUGUUGAUGGUGGAGGGGUUUUGCUUUCUGGGCUCCUCCCAGGCCAACACCACUGCCAAUGAUUCUCUGGUAGGCUGAUGACUGCACCCAUCCUGGCAGGUAAAUGAAAGAUAGCAUAGCCUUGGAGUUAUAUAUAGGCCUCGCUGCAGAUUUUUGGAUAUCUGCAUUCUCAUUAGCACUCACAUUUACUAACAUCUUGAUCCUGUUCUCUCAACAAGGGCUACCAACACUGGAGUUGUUGUACUUGUGCCCCUACCAUGGUUUAUUAUUGGGGCAGGGAUUGCCCUUGCUUAGUGGGACUGGCUGGGAAGUUGUAAUGUUGCUUAAAAUAGCUAGUGAGAAAAGAGUCAACACUACUAAAUCUCAGCCUUUUCUAGUGCUGGGAAACUAACUUUCUAUCCAGCAGAAAAAGGAAGAGAUGUUUUCUUACCCUCUGUAAAAGCUCAGCCCCACUUUCUCUCAUUCCUCUUCAACUUCCAUAGAAAGUAUAUUAAUUUAGAAGAUGAAAGGAAUAGAAAGUCAAUACUUUGGGGGGUGGGGGAUCUGCUUGAAGUUCUUAUCAGCCUAGAAGAAAGAGAGCUGGUUAGCUAAAGUUGCAUAUCCCAUUCAUUCAUCUUCAUUCUCUCUCUCUCUCUCUCUCUCUCCUGUGAAUUUACCUGCAAAGAGAGCUGAUUGACAGCAAACUUUGAGAAAAUUGCUCUUGGGAGUGGGUAAAAGCACUUCAGGGAGCUCUAGAUUCAGGAGCUGACUCAACAGGUGGCCCCAAACAAGUGAAACCAAAAGGGGCAAUUCUCCCCAUGGACCAAGCCGUAGCAGAAAGAGAUGGAAGGUGGCGUUGUGGGGUCUUUCAUUGGCCAAGGCCAGUGUGAACUGUGUCAGAUGUUGUGGAGAAGCUGCUAGUGCCAGCUUCAGCUGCACCAGGUCCCAGUGGAAGAUGUAAAGCAUUGUCUUCUGCCCACUACAUCUUCAUGCCAGGAGGCUCACAUUGGCCAUAACAGAUGUACAGUGUGGCAUAUGCCAGAAUGUAUUAAUAAGAAAGCUCUGUUUUCUUCUAAUGGGCUGUUUCCCCCCAUCUUUUAAUAUUCAUAAAGGAGACACCCCCCUCCCCCAAUUCCUUGCUCAGUAUCCCACAGCCUAAACUCCCUUUGGUUUCCUAGCAUGCAGUGGUUAAUUAGAUCCUUGUAGCCAUGAGGGCAGUUGAGCGGUUCCUCGUGGACCAUGGCUAGAGGAAUAGGUUUUGGGGGCCUGAAAUACCUUGCUGCAAUGAACAUGGCAUAAACCUAUAUUUUGACAAGUGUGAAAUUCACAGUAUUGUUUCCUGCCGGGAGAUAUUUCAAGGCAAAGUUUAAUUAGUUGAUUGCUGGGAAGGGAUUUUCUAAUAAUUUCUCUAGAAGUUGGGGAAAGAAAUGGGGACACAGAGAAAAGUGGCCAUCCUGUGCACAUUUCCUGUGAAGCAAGUUGAUUCAUUAGGCUUUACUUCUGAGUUGCUAUGUGAAGGAUUGGGCUGCAUAGCAUCAGUUAAUAAUGGGAAAUCAAGUCAGCUGAUGUCAAGAACCGGAUACUUAGAACUGGGCAAAUGCACUGGGUCUUUUGAAAUCCUACUUUCCUUACCCAUUUAAAGCUUGAAGGCUGUUUGGCCAGUCACGUGGACUUCUUGUUGACACUCCUGUUUUGUAGCUUGUUCCCAAUCAUCCUGUUGGUUAGUUAAAUGGUAAAUUCUUGGUGUAUAUGGCUCCAGGGAUAAUAGGACUUCAUGUGGAGGAAGACAGAUCCCAUGUUGCAAUUUCUGCUUCAACUUUUGAAUAGUUAGAUGUAUCUGAAAUAUUUGCCCAAAACGAGGCUGAGAAGAAUCCUUCCUGUAUGCUGUAGAUGCUAAGAAAGGCUCUUCUCUGUGAUUCUCUUACCUCACCUGCGCCCAUCUGUGGGCUUUGCAUUAUCUCUCAGUGGUGGAUGUUCCCAUGUGUGUCAUACAGGCGGAUUCCUCUGAUUUGGAGGAGUUUAGUUCCCUUUCAUAUAUUCAAACAGUACUCAGAAAAUAUGCAUGCAGAAAAUACAGUUGUUUCUAACUUUUUUUUAUUCCAGAGAUAGUAGAACUUAGUGACCGAGCUAGGUCUUCAAAUUUUUAUAAAGGGAUCUUAUCAAAAAUUACAUAGCAAAUGUUAGUUUACUAUACUAGAACAGGACUGGCAAACAAGUGCCAUAUGAGGUCUGUCAGGAAUGAAAAGAGUGUUAGCCACUAGACUGCACUGCCUCCCUUUCACGAUAAAGAUGAGAGCAAAAGCAGUGUUCUUAGGUAUCAAAGGCUUUCCCCUUUCUAUAAAUUACAGUUUUUGCCUUCUGUGGAACUUCUAUUGCCAAAACAAGCAUGUUGAUUUCUUAGGGCUGUUGAUUGCAGAAGAAGAUUGUUGAUAGCUUAGGCUACACAGGGAAUCCACUAUAAGUGAUUUGAGCUAAAAAUAAUUGGGAAGGCAGUGCUGCUUUUGGAAAGAAAGGCGGAAAUGCUAUUUUGCAUAACACAAAAAAUUUACAGUUUAGGGGCUGAAAAUCCCAAAAGAGAGGUUUUUUAAGUAGAUAAAACAGUUUUUUGCAGUCUCUCAAUCAAUAUGCACCGUCACCUGACUUCCCCAAGUAUCUAUUGCUUUAUGAUUUUGUGUAAAUAGUAUUAAUUCAGCAUUUCAGUCUGAUGUAAAUAAUGCAAAAUUCCAAUCCCAGUGUUGUUUUCAAGACUCACACAAAUAGGUCUGUAGUGAUAGAAAUGGGUGAAUGUAACCACGUUCAAAUGCAUUUCUCUUUUUCUAAUCUAACAUUUGUUAUGUCAUCUUUCCCCAUAUCAGUUUAUGAUUUUUCACGUACAAUUUUGUGCAUGGUUUUAAAUAUAUUUUCCCUUAGAUAUAAAUGAGGGGUAAGUGAUUGUUGGCUCUUGGGCAGUUGAUUCUAACUGAAAAUAAUUGUUUUUCCAGGCACAAGUCAUACAGAGUUUUCUUAACUAGAUUUAUUGAAGGGAAAGAGAUAACAUUACAAGGAUUUCAGCAACUAAACUAUUUCCUAUUAGAACCCAUUUAUCUCCCAAGACAUAAAGGUGGGCCCUUCUGUCUUCUCUUUCUAACAGCUUUUUGGUGAACUGGCAAGGAAGUAGAUCUUUUUACUGAUCAUGGAUGGGCUGGUAGGUAUCUGCUUACAGAACCGUUUCUUCAGCCUGAAAGUUUUGGUGUCCUUUCCCACAAUCCUCUGAUUCUCAACAUUUGCAAUAUAACAACCCACUAAAUGAUUAAUGUAUUUAUGUGCCUCCUCAAUGAAUAAGGUAAUUUCAUUGGGAUUAGGGUCAGGCAAGAAUAAACUUGACACUUUUCACAAUUAAAAUUUAACUUAAAUAAAACCACAGAACUAUGCUAGGUUGUAAAAUAAAAUGGAUAAAAUACUAAAUGUCACUCAUAUAAUCACUUCUACAGAUACCUCAGAGGUUGUGGCUACAGUACUACCUGCCACACUGACAGAGAUGCCAGAGACACAUGAAUAUUUCUAGGAGAAGCUGAACUGAGUAGAUUGCCAAUAUUGAGUUAUAAUUGGUCAGAUGAUCAAUAGAUGUUAAUGAUACUUUCCAGAAAUUAGAGUUUUGUUUAUUUCAGCUGUAUUAAUUGAAAUUCACACUACUUCGUUAUAAUCAACACAAAUUAUAAACCCUUUCUAUUGUUAACCUAAUGAUGGAUUGUAAUGUUUAAAUUUAAACAUUUUGUAAAAUAGCUGUAUAUUACAAAAAUUAUUUCAAAAUAACAUUCUAUAAUUUAAACAGUAAUUUAAAUAAUAAAAUAUUGCUGGUGGAUCAUAAAUCCCCUGUGCCACCACAGGUAGAAAAUCAAUUAUGUAAGCUUAGUACUGCUUACAAGUCUAAGCUCAACUACUAUGCAUGAGCCAAAAUUAUAAAAAAACAAACCCCGGGGGAUUAUAAUAGACUUUUGAGGACCCUAUCCUUAUCUGUGCAUUUCAGUGUGCAUUUCUUAAGCUACAACUGUCAUGCAAAAUUCAGAAAUGUGCUUUGAUAUAUAAAUCAUCAGGUUCGUAUAGUGACUCAGGAAGUGUGGAUUUGGUAAGUUUAUAUUAAAAUGUGAAGUGAAGAAGCUGCUCUCCCACCCCUCAUCUGUGGGGACCUCUUGUUUUGAACAAGAGUAUCUGUCAUCCAUAUAUGUGAGGGGAAUAGGUGUGACCCCCUUCUAUUCUUGCUUGUCCAGCUAGAAGAAUUCUGCCAUUUUCUGAAGGCAGCAACAACAGUGGUGACUCUCAGUUCCCACUACAGUUAGGUCAUUUCCAAUGAAAUAUUUUUGGUUGAUCUCAGCAACCUUGGAAGUACUAUAAAGUAACCGUGAUCAUUGUUCCUUGUCACCACUGUAGAUUGGGCAAGAAAAACUGAGUGGAGUUACAUUAUAAAACUCUAGGUUGAAGAAUAUUCCUCUUAGUAUAACUUGCAGUUAGGUCAUUUCUUCUAGAGGAAAGGAUUUCAAGCUAAUAUGGCUGUAGGACAGGUAUUCACUUUGUAUGGGAUGAGGUAUGGUAUGGUGUGCAUAGCCAAAGGAAAAUACACAAUUCCUAUCAUUAGUCAUUCAUAAACGGCUUGGAAUAUGAGCACAGGUUAGUAGCAGUUUAUUCAUCCCUCUGCAAUAGUUAGGAACCACUGCAUUUUUUAUACCCAGGAUAGACAACGUGGUACCUUCCAGAUGUUUUAGACUUCAGCUCCUAUCAGUCGAAUAACUGUGGCAGGUGGCAAGUGAUGAUAGCUACUGUAAACCAAAUAAUCUAAACCAGAUGAGCAGCCUCUGCAUUAUCCUUUUUGAAGGACAUUUCAGUGGAUUCUUUAAACUCUACAGAAUAGGAACUUUGGAGUGAGUAGGUCAGCACUAAAUAGUCUUCCAUUUGCAUCAGUGAUCCUUAAGAGGGUUUCACUGGCAGCCAUUAAAUAAUUUCCAUGGGCAACCACCAGCCCCCACUUUUUCAUGUCUCCUCGUCAACAGCUGGUUAAAAAAGUACAAUCUAAUGCUAUCUUCUUGGCAUUCUCAUUCACACGAGUUCAUUUCUGCCCCACCAGCAAUGAAUGCUUAUUUCCAUUGGUAUUCCAAUAGGUUGAUAAUCCAGCCAGAUAAAACAAUGGCCAGACUAAUUAUCUGAACCUUCAAACUGAUCUCAAGAAAUGAUAUUCAUACAAGUCUUUUAUUUAGAAGAAACCAGUUUCCGAAGGAGGUGUGUCUGAAUCGGAACCUCACUAGUCUAUUCUCAUUGAUGGGAAAACAUGGUUUCUGCUGCAUCUGAACUCUGCCAUUGUUUCACUAGCAAGGGCUCUAAUUAUUGGUCUCAUUGGGAGCACCCUUGCUUCUAAAAGUUGUGAUGUGCUCACCAGAGGGCAGCAAAGUAGUAUUAAUGCCUUGGGUAAUUUCCAUCAGAGUCAAACACAACUUUCCUGAAUCCGAUGUUCUUAAGACAUCAUGGAUUACAAAUCCCAAAUUUCCCAGUGAACAUAUCCAAUAGCCUUCUGCCUGAGAAUUCUGUGAGUUGUAAUCUAAGGCAACUGGAAGACAUCAGGUGGGGGAAGGCUGGCCAUGCUAUUCAGAAUAGGGAGACAGAUUAAUAGGCUAGAUCAAUAUUUCUCAAUCUUGGCAACUUG